CAAACAGAAUGAGUUUCAAAAUAGCAACGCCUAUAUAGACCCAUCGGCAGCCACCGGACUCCUCGCCGCGACCACCACCACCGCCAUCACCACCGCUUCGAGCACAGCCCAUUCGCUGCCUAGCGACCAAAUAUGCCCAAGUCCACUGAGCUCGCCACGAUGCCAACGAGAACGUCUUCGGUUGAGACCCUUUGCAACGAGGAUCCAGGCGAGAGCCUCCUGUCCCAGCCAAAACCCGCUCAACCAGCCCCCGCCUUUGGUCCGUGGCUUCACCCGGUGGAGUGUCUCAUCAACACAGCCCGAGACGAGCCCAAGACCCCCAUGAUCAACACUUAUGAGAAUGGCACUCCAAAGCUCUAUACCUAUCUUCAGGUUUGGGAGAUUGCGUUCUCGCUUGCACAGAAGCUCAAGCUCCUUCCGGGCUGGAACGACGAGGGCCACGACGUCAUCGGCACCAACUGCGAGACCGAAGCGCACUGGCUCUUCUAUUCGUUUGCCGUCUGGAUGCUUGGAAAGAAAACGAUCAAUUUCGCACCCAACCUUCCUGGACAUGCUCGCAGCGUCAUUUGUCAGAGAUAUGCUGUCAAGUACAUUCUCUACCAUAUGAUCGAGCCGGGCAAGACAGAAGGCGUGAUGGCUUUAGACGCCUCAUUGCUCUUGGAGCCCGGUACCGCACCUGCACCCACACCUUCUAUCGAAGCAUGCGAGCCUCUGGAUGAGUUUGUUACCUACAUAUGCACCUCCGGCACGACUGGCGUUCCGAAGACAUACAAGUAUUCUCACUUUGGGGCGAUAACCACCCGUGCUUCUGUUGGCUUGACUUACUGUCGCGUAGGAUUGACGCAGGGGCCGUCUUUCUUGGGAACGUUUGGCUUUUGCAUGGGUGCCCUGAAUGUGAAGGGAUCUCUCUGGUUUCCGAAGCCAAGCCAGAACCAGCUGGAUCGAGUGUUGAGUGUCAUCGAGCUGUUGAAUGAUGGCCUCGAGUUCAUGUUCAUGCCUCCGUCAUUUGUGAGAAUGGUCUUUGGGAUUGCUCAGUCGAUCAACGCCGAAAUCAAAUGGGAAAACGUCAAAAGAGUCGUUAUGGGCUCGGAGCUCGUACCUGUCUCGUUGUUCGAUCAAGCAAAACAACUGUGUCCAAAUGCUGAAAUGCAGUCAGCAUACGCAUCGAGUGAGUCGGCUGUAAUAGGUGCUUCGGCAUUUCUGAGGCUGAUCCCAUCCGAGCCCACUCCGGAGAAGUUGGUCUACAAGCUGGCCAAGCCUGGCGUUCGCUGUCUCCUCUUUGACGAGGAAGGCAACAUUGUCGACCAGAGUGUCUCCAAGAGUGGUGUGCUCGUUCUGGCUGUCGACAAGGAUGACCCCAUCAAGGACCAUCCCAACUUCACCACCGCCGAUCCGAAUGACAAGCUCGCCUCGUUCGGCUUCCUCGAAGAUGGCUCACCUCGAAUCUGCACCAUGGACUGGGUCGAGAUGGUUGGCGAGAACCAGUUCACUGUCGUCGGAAGAUUCGACCAGAAGAUCAAGGUCAACGGCGUCUAUGUCGACCUCAACGCCCUCGAGGAGCUGGCCAACGAAAACAUGUCCAAGGUCAUCUCGGACUGCACCUUCAUCCAGACCUCCGAGAAGAAGAUCGUGAUGCUCUUUGUCCGCAGAAGCGGCUCUGAGGUCAACCCCACUCCUGCCGAGCUUCUGCAGCUGACCGAGGACAUGUUUGCGCUGACAAACGUCGCCAAGUUCCCGAUCCACAACUGCUUCGAGCUCGACGAGUUCCCCUUCAACGACUCGGGCAAGCGCGACCUCAAGAAGCUCAGGCGCAUCGCCGAGAAUGUCGAUCAGUUCGGCAAGUCGGUCGAGUACCCUCGUUUGAAACUCGCCAACACUCCCCUGUCCCGCACUGCCGCCAAGAUCUCCACACUUGGAAGCCAGAUCAUCGACAUUGCCGCCCUCGACGGCCGCAACUACUACAUCGGCGGCGUCGGCUUUGACUCGCUGAGUGUCGGUCGUCUGGCCCUCGCCAUCAAGGACGAGUUCAAUGUCGAGAUAUCGCCUCUGAUCCUCCUGUCGAACGGAAUGACACCGACUGAUGUCGCCCAGCUGGUUGUCGACAUCCUCGACGACAAGCCCCUCAUUCCCCCGACUGUUGAUCUGGCUGCCGAGGCCGCCAAGCUCGACGAUGCGAGUGUGACGGCCGAGGGUCUUCCUCCGUUUGUCUAUCCCAAGGACCCUCGCGGCAUCGUCCUGACCGGUGCCACUGGCUUCCUCGGUGCCUUCCUGGUCUUUGAGCUGGCCCACAAGUUCCCUCGGGCCAAGAUCUACUGCCUGGUCCGAGCCAAGGACGAGCAGGUGGCUGUCGAGCGCAUCAUCAGCACGGCUCAGAAGCUGGUCCUCGAUCCGAGCCAGAGAGCCUUCCUCGACCACAACCUCAAGUCUCGACUCGUUGGACUGUGCGGCAACCUGUCGCAGGACAAGUGGGGACUCUCGGACGAGCGAUGGAAGGAGAUCAGCGAGGAGACCGACACGAUUGUCCACAACGGCGCCGAGGUCCACUGGCUGUUUGACUAUGACAGACUCAGGGGACCCAACGUCCUCGGCACGACGACGGCCCUGAGACUGGCCACAACCCACCACCUGAAGCCGCUGCACUACAUCUCGACCAUCGGCACGAUCCCGAUGGCCAAGAAGGCAGACAAGCCGCUCGAGGAGAAGAUCUACUCGGCCUGGAACAUCUCUGGCGGGUAUGGCCAGACCAAGUGGGUCUCUGAGCAGCUGGUCAACAAGGCACGAUCGAGGGGAGUGCCGGUGACGAUCAUUCGCCCAGCCGUCAUUGCUGGCGACAGCCAUUACGGAGUGUCCAACUCUGAUGACUACAUCUGGCGAUAUGUCAAGGGAUGCAUCCAGCUUGGUGUUGCUCCCUCGCACGCCACUCCUGUCACGAUGACCAUGGAUCCCGUCGACCAUGUUGCCAAGGUGGUUGCCGAGAUUGCCGGCUCGGAGGAGUCCCUGUCCAAGUUUGUGUUUCACAUCAGCGACUCGGAGCACAGUGUCCUCACUGAGACCCGGCUGUUUGAGAUUGUCAGGAACCAUGGCUGGCCGAUCCUGUUCGAGACCCGCGAGCAGUUCAAAGAGGCCUUCCACUCCCAUCCCGCCGUCGAGAGCAACGCCCUGUUCCCGCUCAUGCACAUGAUGAUGGACAUGUCCUUCAAGAUCGACAACGCCAACACCCGCUCGAUCUACCCGGCGCCGUGUCCCUCGCUGGAGGAGGUUGUCGAGAAGUGUCUCAACUAUCUGCACCACGUUCGCUUCUUGGGUGAUCCCCUGGACCCGUCUUCGUCCUUCAAGAUCAAGUAUCCCGAGACCAGCGCGGCCACCCGCACAGGGCGCAAUUGAUUUGUGAGCGUUGAUCGCUCGUCUGUGCCAGUCACUUGGCCCAAGUCAUUCCACGUCCCUCGAGUCCGAUGUUGGCUCCAUAUGCAGCCUCUGCCAAGAAUCGAUUGUGAGACUGAGCUCCGUGGUGUCUAACUGUUCUGCAAGCGGCUGCCACACGGCGUGUUAAUACACAUUACUGUAUAUUUCAAGGU
This is a messenger RNA of Polychytrium aggregatum, 3575 nucleotides long. Its product is annotated as male sterility protein-domain-containing protein. Bases 133 to 3384 code for a protein of 1083 amino acids. The record is from RefSeq and is a predicted model, not a curated record. Lineage: Eukaryota; Fungi; Chytridiomycota; Chytridiomycetes; Polychytriales. The transcript is spliced from 11 exons.